Molecule: messenger RNA, 885 nt
Organism: Podospora anserina S mat+
Lineage: Eukaryota; Fungi; Ascomycota; Sordariomycetes; Sordariales; Podosporaceae
Exons: 4
Coding region: 1-885 (294 amino acids)
Source: RefSeq, a predicted model, not a curated record
AUGGGAACGAAGUUGAUCGCGGUUGAGAAAUUUGGAGUUAGUGCUUUCACAGCCACUGGUCGUAUCAAGGCCCUGGAACCAACAGGUGGCCAGAAAGAGUAUUUCAUCAAGCAAGCUGCGUAUUUCUAUCUCUCCGAAUUCGUGGACAUGGAUGUGACCACCCCCCCAGAUCCCGUUGAAUGGACGAAACGGCUAGCCAACAUGCACAAACAAAGUCAACCACCAGCCGGACAGUUCGGCUUCCCUGUAAAAACCUGUGACGGCAAAAUAGCUCACACGACUGACUGGGAAGAGAGCUGGGCCGUCUUUUACCGCACACUCUUCCUAGGAGUCUGCAAACGCGACAUCGAAGCCAACGGGUCGUGGCCUGAGUUGGAGCUCGCGACAGAACAAAUCGCCAACGCCGUGAUCCCCCAACUUUUGGAUAACUUGAAGAUGUCAGAUGGUCAAAAGAUCAAGCCCUGCAUUAUCCAUGGUGACCUAUGGGAGGGCAACAUGGGGAUCAGCAAAGAGACCAACAAGUCCCUCCUCUUCGAUGCUGGAUCAUACUUUGCCCACAACGAGAUGGAACUUGGGCACUGGAGGUGCGAAUUCAGUACCGUGUUCCGUGACAAGAGCUACACGGAACACUACCAACAAAAUUACCCUCCUGCUGAGCCUGUGGAGGAGUUUGACGAUCGCAACCGGCUGUACAGCCUCAAAGGAGCCAUCGUUUAUUCCGCUGGCCACCCGCAGAGUUCCAUGAGAAAGACGGCGUACAACAAUAUGCUGUAUCUCAUUGAAAAGUACGCCCCACUGAACGGAGUAGACAAAUACGAUCCGAACAUCGACCCAUCCAUCAUGGGGGCAUGCAUCGUGCCCCAUCUUGCCGAGGGGUUCAUUUGA